Molecule: messenger RNA, 1571 nt
Organism: Solanum lycopersicum (tomato)
Lineage: Eukaryota; Viridiplantae; Streptophyta; Magnoliopsida; Solanales; Solanaceae
Product: glycerophosphodiester phosphodiesterase GDPD3-like
Biological process (GO): glycerophospholipid catabolic process
Molecular function (GO): phosphoric diester hydrolase activity
Source: RefSeq, a predicted model, not a curated record
UGUGUAAUCCUUUAAAUACUCACCAUAAAUAACAACCCUAUUUUUGUCCAUUUCAUUCAUUUUAACAACAAUAACCACCUCAUUAUCUCAAAAACAACAAAACCAAAACCAAAACCAAAAAAAAGAAAAAAAAAUGGCUCUCAAGGCAAUUCCAAUUUCUCAAGUUGUUCCACACAUUGAUGAAAUUCAUGUUGAAAAUGUCUCAUUUCCUUCAAUUUACAAUAAUAAUUCUACAUCUCUUUCCCAUGAUGAAGAUGAGGAUGAUGAUGUUGGGAAGAUGAAUAAUAACAAUAAUAAGUUUGUAGUAAUGGGACAUAGAGGAAGUGGGACAAAUAUGUUGCAAUAUUCUUCAUGUCAUGAAAAUAUAAUAAAAGAGAAUACUUUGCGUUCCUUCAAUGAAGCUACUAAAUUCAACCUUCAAUUUAUCGAAUUUGAUGUUCAGGUAACACGCGAUGGCUAUCCAAUAAUUUUCCACGAUAUCUUCAUUUUUACACAACAAGAGGGUAAGUUGAUUGAGAAAAGAGUUACGGACCUCACUUUGGAGGAGUUCCUUUCAUAUGGACCUCAGAAUGGCUCAACAAAUGUGGAAAAACCAUUAUUCAGGAAAACGAAAGAUGGAAGGAUCUUCGAAUGGAAGGUCGAAGAGGAUGAUCGGUUAUGUACAUUGCAAUAUGUGUUUGAGAAUGUGAGUCAGUCUGUAGGGUUCAACAUUGAGUUUAAAUUUGAUGACAAGAGAAAUUAUAAAGACGAAGAACUUGUUCGCGUUAUUCAAGCAGCUUUACAGGUAGUGUUGAGGUACGCCAAAGGUAAGCGUAUCAUGUUCUCGAGCUUUCAACCAGACGCGGCUCAAUUGAUCAGGAAGGAGCAAACUGCCUAUCCGGUUUUCUUCCUAACGAACGGAGGCUCUGAAAUUUAUCCGGACAUCAGAAGGAACUCGUUAGAAGAGGCGAUUAAGUUGUGCUUAGAAGGCGGUCUACAAGGCAUCGUCUCGGAGGUGAAAGCCAUUUUAAGAAAUCCAAAAAUGAUAGCAAAUAUCAAAGAAUCCAAUCUUUCCCUUAUGACUUAUGGCCAACUAAACAACGAGAAAGAAGUGGUUUACUUGCUAUACAUGAUGGGUGUUGAUGGAGUGAUAGUAGAUUUCGUUGAAGAGAUUACUUCAGUUGUUGCCCAGUUUUCGAACCAAGUUCAUCAUGACAGAAAAGAACACUUGUUAUUGUUGGAAAAGAGGUUGUUAUCGGAGCAACGAAUAACUCUCUGCUCGGAGGAUGAGAUCUCAUAUUUUCGAAGGCUCGUGCCAGAGUUGAUACAUUUGUGAAUCUGUAUAAUCGCAAAUGUACGAUUAGAUGGUCUUGUUUUGGUAUGUAUAUUGGUAUAUUGUAUGUUUUCAUGUAUAAGGUUUGUGUAAUAAAAUUUUGUAUAGGGACAUGUAUCAUGGAAAGUAGUUAACAAUCAAAUGUAUAGAGGGGAUUAAUGAGGUCUGUAUAAGUUUUUAGAUAUAAGCAAUCUACAUUUACAUAAAUAUGUAUUUACAAAGAGUGCAAAAUAGAUGGAUAUUUCACAAUUCAAAUGAA